Messenger RNA from Phytomonas sp. EM1, 1597 nucleotides. The record is from the annotation of a GenBank genome assembly. NCBI's taxonomy places the organism in Eukaryota, Euglenozoa, Kinetoplastea, Trypanosomatida, Trypanosomatidae.
GGAUUGAGUCGCUUACUCACAUUAAAGUUUGAUAGCGUUCUAAUGGCGUCUUUCCAUAUAUUGCUUCGAUCUUUGCAGUCAUGAAAGAACCUUUUCUGAUCGCAUUUCAUUUCCACACCUUGGAUUUGAAACCAUUAGAAUCAAGGCAUUUCUAUUUCUUGGAGGGGGGGAUUGUGUGAAGAAGAGGAGGGAGAGAAAACAUGAUGUCAUAUUCUUUAGACCUCAUUGAGAACUCCAUUUCUAGGGGAUAUGCAAUAUUUUCAUUCUAAUACCCUCCAGUGUGAUCCGUAAAAGCGCAAUAUCUUGAAAUUUACACUUGUGGGGCCGAAGGAGGGUAACCUGAUCUCAAAAACAUUCCAAUGAACUUUGACAGCUACACCCUUUGGAAGUGAAAGUGCUGAAUAGUUGGAGAGAAUCUUAUCCCUUUAUUGGAUAAAAUGGUAACAUUUGUGUCCUCCAAAAGGUGAAUUAUGGAUACAACAGACGAACCACCAAGAGCAUGAACCGAUUAUCGAAUGACUGAGUAAAUCAUCUAACUUGUACCUUGGAGCUGGGGGAAGACCCUGCAAUACUUUUGGGGGGCUAUAGCACAAGCAGGGAAGUUCAUUAAUUCUGCUAGGGAAACUAAAUAAUUUGUAAUAUUACAAGGUUGGAAACAGCAACCUUAUCAAACACUGCAAUAUGCAUUGGAUAUAGUGGUAUCAAUAAACGAUGAGUCCUUUGUGAAGUAGCGGGAGCUUGUCUGAUGUGUUCAGGAAUUUUUUGUCCUUCCUUGUUUCUACUCUUAAAUCUUUUUUUUUUACGCAUCACGGAAACCAGAAAAGUAAAGAGGGAAGACUUCGAUAAAUAAUCGAUGUCCUCCCCAAGCCCAAUCAUAUGGCCACCAAGGCUUCUAUUAGCUCUGAAACAACACAUAGAAGCGGUUGAAAGUGCAGAAAGCCCUUCAAUUCCGCCGAUGGAUAACGACCAUAAGACAAUUCGUACUUUUUUUGAUAACUGUCAUCAUACCCUAGCGGAACGACUCGCUCAGAAAGGCUUUGACUACGACCUUACCGACUACUGCAUUCACUUUGUGUGUGAGAUUCUCGGGGAGGCGUGCAUGCAUACCUUUCUCUUACCCCGAGAACGGCGCGUGAUCACGUCAAUGUUGCGUCAUAAAAUACGCAAAACUGUGAUCGCACCGCGUUCCAAAGCUACGGCCGAGCAAAAUGCGAGGAAGGCUCCCAAGAUAGAGGAGGAGGUCGAUGAAACGAGAGGCGAGGGCAGUUCAUUCGCGUCUUUAUUGACCUUGGAGUAUCUGCUGAGGCUCUUUUUUACGUUGCCUCCAGUUUUAGAACAUUAUGACAAACUUGGGGCGUCUUCUAUGCCUCAGUACGCAAAGCGACCUGUGUGGGAGUUUGUGAAUGAGUGCUUAAAUCUACUGAAUAGUAUUCCUGAUGCACUUUACCCAAUUAGCUCCUACGUACCUUUAAAAAAAUGACGUCGAGAUGUUUUACCUUAGCCACCACUAUUGAUUUAUCCUGACAAAUAAAGGGGAAAAAUAAGUGAAUAGGGGAGGUGGCAAAUCAGAAUCGUGUUGUCUACACGUAAUCCAUCG